Molecule: messenger RNA, 9530 nt
Organism: Ectocarpus siliculosus
Lineage: Eukaryota; Phaeophyceae; Ectocarpales; Ectocarpaceae
Source: the annotation of a GenBank genome assembly
AUGUGCAACGUUAGGAUUGACGAGAUCGCGUAUCGCUUAGUGUCAAACCCAUGGUUCGACCGAGUGAUCGUCUUGACUAUCAUAGUCAACUGCUACUUCUUGGCUCUGUACGAUCCUACCAGGGCCUCGAACGAGCAGGAUGGAUAUAUUAUCGUUGGAGACUACAUGUUCAGUUCGAUAUUCAUCGCGGAGCUCUUGGCCAAGUGGCUAGCUCUCAGCAUCCCCACCUACUUCAAGGACAAUUGGAAUUGGGUGGACUUUGUCGUCGUUCUGGAGAGCGCGGUCAGCCUUGUGCUCAAGGCUUUCAAGUCCACAAGCUCGCUGGACAUAUCUGCAUUGCGAGGCUUGCGAGUCCUCAGGCCACUUCGAGCUAUCACGUACAUACAGCAGGUGAAGCUCUUGUUUGAAACCGUCAUCAGCGCCUUCAAGGUGGUCAACACGCUGCUGCUGUGCGUCGGCAUUGUGAUGCUUUUCUUCGGGAAUGUUGGGUACACGUACUGGGCCGAAUCCUUCGGCCACACCUGCGAGGACGCUGUCACGUCCGACGUCCUCUCCGACGAUGUCGUGUGCGGCAAAGGCUACUCAUGCCCAGACGGUUACGUGUGUACAGACUCGGGACAUGUCGCUCUGAACGACGGAGUUACCGGAUACCACGACAUCUGGCACGCGUUGUUACAGACGUUUCAGGUGGUGUCGCUGGACGGCUGGCAGCAGGUGAUGUGGCAUACGCAGGACUCGGCCGGCGAAGGGACGUGGAUAUUUUUCGUUGCGCUCCUCGUGCUUGGGAACGUCGUUCUCGUCUCCAUGUUUCCGGCAGUCGUUUCAUCAAAGCUGGAAGCCGCCAUCGCCCGUGAGGAGAUCCGCAAGAGGAAGAGGAUCCAGGCGGAGAAGGGCAAGGGAGAGGGUUUGGGGGAGAAGAAAGGCCCUCGCGUUAGCGAGUUUGAGAUGCUCUUGAACGAGUACGCCAACAUAGAGGCCGACGAGAUAGCGGCGAUUGAGCGCCUGGCGGCCGUGCAACGUGGCGAGGUACGAGAAAAGCCCGAAGAAGAAGCACCACUCCCGCGCUGGACACCGUUUCCCGCAAACUCGACCAUGAACCGCCUCCGCAAGGCGAUUCUGUUGGACCUGGGGCUUUUCUCGAUCAUCGUCUACAUCGUCAUCUUCCUGAAUGCCAUGGUCCUGUGCCUGGACUCCGCCCACGCUAGUGACCGAAGAGAACGCGUGCUCUCAUACCUUCACGAGGCCUUUACCUCUCUUUUCGUCAUGGAGAUGGCUAUCAAGCUGGGGCUCCUGGGACCCAUCGGAUACUUCAGAGACGGCUUCAACAUCUUUGACUUCGCGAUCACUUGGCUGGGCUUGAUCGAGAUUAGUCUUCAGGUUGGCGGAUUUGUUUCCGGACUACGGGUCAUUCGGAUUUUCCGCAUCGCAAGGGUGUUCCGACUGGCGUCGCUGGGAAAGCUGGGCCGGAAAAAGUUCAACGCCUCCCCCCAGGUCGACCUCGGGAGGAUGAUCUCCAUCAUCACCACGUCCAUACCGUGGAUUGUUAACAUCUACGUCGUUCAGCUUCUGCUCAUGUACACCUUCGCCGUCCUAGGCAUGCAGUUCUUCGGCGGUGACCUAGAGGACGUCGAAUCGGAAGGAGACAACUCCAUCCGUUUCAACUACAACAGCUUCGGGAAGGCAACCGUGACGCUGGUGGACCUUCUCACGGGCAACGUUUGGAGCGAGCUCAUGUUCGACACAGUCGCCGCAACCGGCCAACAAUCGGGGAUUUUGUUCUACGUGGCGUGGCUUAUCCUGUCGAGGUGGCUGGCGGUCGCUAUGGUGGUCACCGUGCUCUUCAAUCGCAUCGACGUGGAUACGGAGGACUACCUUAAGAUAGCCGCCAAGCACUCCAUGCGCUCCCUGUUUGCUCUCGAGCACGCCUUCAUGCAGUGCCACAAGAGCCACGCGUUCUUGACCUGGCGAAAGCGGUACGAGGAAGCCACGGGGAACCGGUCUUCCACCAGGGGCCAGAUGAAGCUGCUCGAGUACUCCCCUCCCGCAGCGCAGCCGGGCCUGUGGCAAAAAGUGGCCGCCUCAAAGAAAUCCCUGCUCAUCUUCGGGCCUCAAAACCGAUUCCGGGAGUUCUGCCGGUGGCUCACCACCUCUGCAGCCGUCGUGCCCCCCAGCCCCUUGGACAUCGAGUCGGAACGAAACGCCUCCGUUGGCGCCGUCCACCACCGGGGUUCCCGCAGCGGUAGGCAGGGAGGGGGGGUAAGACGCGGGACCCAGGGGGACGUGAUUGCGGGCAGUGGAAGGCCGAACGCCUCCUCCACCCUUUCGACGAGAGGAAACCAGGGCUGCUGGAGGCGGUUUCUCCGCAGGCGGAAGCCCCGCCGCCUUGCCCGCCUCACCCAUCAGACUGCCCAGGUCUCUGCCGUUGUCGUCACCCUGGUCGUCGUGUCCCUCGACGCCGAGCUGUUUUCCGGGCGCCGAACCGAGGGGGUGGGCACGACGCGCCUGCUGCUUGAAACCGCGUCCGUGUGGGCGUUUCUCGCCGAUUCCCUGUUGUGCAUAGUGGCGCAGGGGCUUGUCCUCCUGCCGGGGGGGUACCUCCGGGACCCGUCCAACGUCCUCGCCUUUGUUCUCACCAUUCUGUCUGCCAUCUGCUUGUGGGGCUUCGGCGGCACGGUUGGGCGGGGAACGCUGCUGUCGGUGUCGACCCUGAAGGCCCUGCGCGGGCUGAACGUCUUUCGCUUGCUGAGUCUCGCCGAGCUGUCGCGUAGCCUGACGGACUUGUUGAGGUCCCUCCGUUCUUCAGGGAAGGCGCUGUGUCUCGCCGGAGGGGUGGUUGUGUUCUUCUGGCUCCAGUGGGCGAUCGUGGGGCUCCAGGUGUGGGAGGGCACAUUUGGUUAUUGUUCUGAUCCCGUGACCGCCGAGGCACACGGAGAAGAAGUGUUCUAUGUGUACCACACGAGUGAGAACGGCAUAGAAGGGCAGCAAGAAUGCGAGGCCGAAGGCUACGAAUGGGGAAACGCCACCUGGAACUUCGACAACUUCGGAAACGCGCUGCAGUCGGUGCUCAUCAUCUUCACGUACGAUGGCUGGCAAAACAUCAUGUUCAACGCGAUCAACGCCAGGGUGGCUGACGAAGGUCUCAACGGCAGUGAGUGGAACAACACCUGGGCCGCGCUGUUCUUCCUGUUCGUGCUCCUGCUCUCCCUGGUGCUCGUGUUGCUUUUUGUCGGCAUGGUGUUCUCGAUGUACACGUUCAUCAACCUUACCAAGCGGAGCGGCCAGCGUCUCUCCAGCCUGAAGCAGGCGUUCUGGACCAUGUACGAAGCAAAGCUAGCCAAGGUUCAGCCGGACACGGUCCUUGCUUGCCCCGCCGAUGCCCCCGCUGUGCGGCGGCUCCUCUUCAACGCGGCCAGCAAACGUCGCUGGGGCAUCGUCCUAGCGUCUCUCAUCGGAGCGAACGUUGUCGUACGGUUCCUGAUCGGCUCGAACUGGUUGCACUACUUCGACGCGCCCUCCUGGAUUCACCUGGAGGAGGCGGUGUUCGCGCCCUUGUUCGUGCUCGAGUGGGUUUGCAGAGCGAUUGCUUUCGGAGGCGUUCGGGCUAUCACCAGGUCGUAUUUCCAGAUGGUGGAUUUCUUUUCAACGCUCGUGUUGGCGCUGGUUUUUGUUGAAGAGAUCCUGUUCCUCUCGAACCUGACACCAUCGUCCUCCGCGUCCUUCUGGAGAGCCGUGGAGGCCGCCUCGAUGGUUAGGCUCGUCCGCCUCGGCCAAGUCCUCCCGAACGCCCAGGAGUUUCUCCUCGUGAUCGCCAAGUCUUCCAGCGUCGUCUUCCCCCUGCUGCUCGUGCUCACCGCCCUCACCUACCUCUGGAGCGUGUUCGGCGUGCUCUUCUUCGGGAACGAAACGUACCUCGCCGGGCUGUUCGGGGAUGGGAACCCCUGGGAGACCGUGAACCGGCACCAGGGCUUUUUCAGCGUUGCCCAGGGCAUGCAGACCAUGAUCGGCGUCGCGACAACUCCCGGGUCGAACGGCUGGAUCACGCUGAUGCAGCGCUACGAGGACGUUACGUCCCCCCAGUGGAGGUGGGCGGUGGUGACGUUCUUCGGAAGCUACGCGCUCCUGACGAGGUUCUUGCUGGUGCAUUUCUUCAUGAUCACGCUCCUGUUCAAGUACAAGACUCACUCUUACGACAAGGCCGGCGUUGCAAUCGAGCAAGUCAACCAGUUUAAGCAAGCGUGGAUGGCCCACGCCUACCGUUACACCAAGGAAUACACAUCCAUUUACGCCGGUCAGCUCGUGGACCUGCUCAGAGAGCUUCCCCCCCCUCUCGGAAUCGGCAAGGAGGGGUCCUACUACGACUGCCAAAUUCUGGCCAAGAAGGUGCUGAUCGCCUUAGGAAUAGACGUCGUCGCGCAUGUCCCGGCUGAAGAUCUGACGGGCGUGCUUUCGUUGUACGGGAGCACCGUCGAACAUCUCGGCGGCAAGCCACUUCCGGUGCAGAGAAACGGUUUUGGGAGUGGUCCCGGAUUCAUCAGGCUUAACUUCUCUAAGGUGCUGGUUGCCGUCCACCGCAUCGUUCUCUUCGACCUCACGCUGGAGGACGAGCGGCAGGUCAACGAAAGGAGGAACAACGCCAUGCGCAACCUGACAGUAGCAACGACCCGUGCACAGCAGGAGGGCGUGGCCCUGCGGGAGUGUUCUGUUCUCAGGACGCAGCUCCCGGCCACCUUCAGGGCUAGGAUCUCCAUGGCCCUCACGGCCGAGUUCUUGCGGUGGAAAGACCACGUGGAUUUGUGGGGAUGCGAUGGCGAGGUGGAUCUGCUCGGGAGAUGUCUGCUCGAGGCAGCUUCGCACGAGAUCAACGCGACGGCAGCUGUAGAACAGUUGACCACCAGGCUGUUCGAGUCCCACGUGGGAGACCGGAAGCUGGUGACCCGGCUGGCCGAGAUCAGGCAGCACCUCCUUACGCUCAAGGGGCUCCGUGUGAAGCUCAACGCCGCCAGGGGAGACUACCUGCAAACCUCUUGGGACGGAGGCAGUCUCCGCGUGCGGCAGACGAUUGACGACGAGGAGCGAAACUCAGGAAUAACAGGGAUAUGUGCCAGCGUGGACGGCGUUUGGGUGUUCUGCACCACGGACGACGGGCUGCUCAAGGUUUUCAAACGAGGCAAACCUCCCCGCAGGAAGGGAAAGAAGAGGACCAAUCAACAAGGAGCGUACGCCCUGGUGCAGAACAUGGGGGUCAACGGAGACAUACCCAAGGGUAGCAACGGCGGUAAAGGCAGCAGCGGCAGCAAGAGAACUACGAGGGGGUUGUGCGUUGCGUGUUCCCCGGACGGUUUCAUCGUUAUGGCCGGGUGUUCCGACUCAGGAGUCAGAACCUUUUGCCAAGACACUGCGGGGUUUCGGCGAGCUGUGCACGAGAUGAAGGCGGCAGGUGUCCGGGGGAGAAAACCGCCCAUCUUAUACCGCCCAACCUCAGUUGGCAAAGGGCACAAGGCAGCCGUGAGGUGCGUAACUUGGCUAGACCCCGGCUACUUCUACACCGGCGGGGAGGACGGCACGGUGUGCAUGUGGAACAAGAGCGCUGCUAACCGACCAGCGCAGUUCGUGGACGUAUGUCGUUCGAAUUUUUCGUGCGGCCCCGUGCGGUGCCUGUCAGUAUGGAGGACAACGUACAGUACCGACCUCUUGGCGGCUUGCUUUGAAGUCGACGAUGGCCAGGAAGUGGACCCCCCGGUGUGUUUGCUGGCUGGAGACGGUGACGGAUACCUGUCGGUGCUACCCGCCAGAACAGAUAGCUCCUUCUUUGCGAUCGACAUUUGGAAGACUUCAUUGAGACACCAGGUCGACGCAAGCGGAGGAGCCGUGACGGCUGUCGAGGUGGCGUGGGGAAGGGUGUAUACCGCUUCCGGUCUAGCCGGAGUGAUCAAGGCUUGGACUCCGCUUUGGGAUGACGCGACCAAGGAAAAGCUGCUGGGUUUCUCGCCGGUGGGUCAGUAUGCCGUGCACUCCGGAGAGGUGUCCUCCAUCGUCUACGCCAAGGGUUUGAUGUUUUCAGCCGGGGCCGACAUGUCCAUCAUCACGUGGUACCCUCCCCGCGAAACGGGCACCUCUGGACGAGCCUCGGCAUCGCCCCCGUCCCCGCACGACGAGGAGCAAACACGCCUACGGCGUCAUAACUCCGGGAGCACCGAAGAGCCAUCUCCGGCCCUUCUGGCGCCUCCUAGCCCUGCCCCUGCGCUGGCAUCAAACGAAGGCGGUAUCCGGACCGGGGUGAAGCACGAGAACGACCCGGGAGUAGUGGUGCAUGUGGCAGAGGUUAUCGGCAUCGCAGUGGUUCCGGGAGCUCUGGUUUCGGCGGAUGCGGCGGGGAGGCUGCUCGAGCGGGGACCUAGCAGACAUAUCGAACGCCACUGCAGGCAGAUUCUACCGAGCGAUGAGGCUAUUCAAAGUCUGCGGCCGAUUGCCCUGGAGGUGCUCCGAACAAGGGCGCACGCGAGGCGUACGACCCCCGCGCACAGGGGAGGCGCCGCAGCUUGUACAGUAGCGGCUACGGCAGCCGGUACUGAUACCGCCGUUGUGGCACAGGCUGUCCAGGACCACCUCCGCGCGGUACGGUUCCUUCUGAGGGCAAAAGCGAAGCGCCGCGCCAAGGAGGAGAUUCGCGUUGAGAAACAGAAGGCGGCCGACCUCCAGACCGCGGCGAUAUUCGCGUCGAGACUGGGUCAACAAGCGGGGCGGCCUAUGCUCGGGGCCGGGAGGGCGCCGAGGGACUCGGCGUCUAGUGAUAGGAGUUCUGCGUCCGACACAUUCGUAAGAGCACGACGGUGCUCAAUAUUGAGCAGCGUCUCCAUGCGGCCCGUCGCAGGCCAAGACGGGGAAGGUAUUUCGCAGGAGGCGGCCGAUGUGAGCAAGCUUGCAGACAUGGACCAGAAGCCAGCUUUCCUAGAAACGGCAGACCUCGAACGGCUGGUGAAGAAUCCCGAUGUCUACCUGGCCGAACUCAUGAGACACUUUUUCCCAGGCAGAGACUUAGCUCCAUCCCGCUUCCCCGGAUCGCGAGGGGCAGCAGCCGAUACGAGGACUGCCCCAGAACGGAUCGCCCGCAGCAUAGCCGGCGGAAGUGGAAAACGCCCGUCCGCGUCGGACAGCGUCAAGGUUAAGGGUAAGGGCGACAAAAAGAAACGUUUUCCACCCGCGGCGACGAACUUUUCUUCGACGAUCGAUGCCGCAAGGAGGGCGGCCAUGCGAAUGCACGCCCGGUCACAUCGAAGCGAAGCCUCUCGAUCUAGCUCAGAUGGCGAAGGGAGCGGCGAAGGAGAAGACGUUGAAACAGGAGAUAAAGAAGGCCACGAUGACCUACACAUCGGCAACAUGGAAGGAUCGUUGGUAAGAAUGGAGACUGCUCUUGAGGGACGCAGCUUGGGGGCGCUCCUGCUACGCGCUACUAGAGAUAACAGGGAAGACAUUGACACGAAACAUGCCACCCAAGAACCGGCGGUCGCCGCAGGGAAAGGGGAAGAGGGGAAGGAGGAGGAGGGCACACAGGAGGAGAAACCCAGACCGCACGCCCUUGAACCUGAUGUCAAUAACGUCAAGCAAGGGUCAGAGUCAUCGGCGUCUCUAAACUCGAACGAAGACCGGAGUGGUACAUCUACAAGGGCCGGUACCGCUGACCACAAGCCCGAGGAGAGAACACACCAAUGGGGAGGGGCUGGUUCUGCCAUCGACCAAAGCAGCGCCGGCCAAGACGCAGACACCUCAUUCGUUGGGGACAACUAUAGCACGGCCCAGAUGCGACGAAAGGGCUGCGUAACCGUCUUCGUGCCGCAUUCGCCCAGCCCCGGAGUGUGGGCCGCCAGCGUAGAGUACGACGGUGAACGCGACGUGGCGUGGGUCUUAGCCGAGGCUCUUCGGAUGUACGCAACCGAACACAGUCCAGUGGCGCGGCACGCGGGGUUAGCACGCAGGCCUCGGCUUGUCGAGCGCUCUCCCACCCGAUGGGGGCUGUUUCAAGGGAACAGCAAGGAGUCAUGGGAACAGGGACCGGUUUUGUCCGCGGCGGCCCCCGUGCUCUCUGUGUUACGACCAGGGGAGGAGUUGGUAGUACUAGUAGAAGGGUUCGAUCCUGCGGCCGCGUUUGCUAGACGACCAUCGGUAGUGGCCCUGCCGCACGUUCGAAACGAUGCAGCGCCAGGCGCCUCGACAAGGAUCAAGGGUGACCGCGACGGAUCACUUUCGUUGCCAACCCUACCUGUGGACGAUGCUGCAUCUAUGCGCGAAGAUGCCCUUUCUGAUGGGUCGAGGGCACCCAGCGAUGGCCCAAGGAGGUUCGCGGGUAUCAGCGAGCCAGAGGCUGCCGAUGCCUGCACCCGUGUGUCAGCGACACUCACCCGCGGUGGUGGUGAUAGCCGUGGUGGCGCCGGCGACUCUCUCUCCGCCACGGGAGGCGACCAGGUGCCGGGAGCAGCUACACUUGUCGCGAACGGUCCUGCAAUGUUCGAAGAUAUCAAAACCGGCGGGUACUACCGCGGUCGGAAGUCCCAAGAGCUCGGCGACGAAGACGCUAACGUGUAUAGUAGUGACGAUUCGCUCACGGACGAGGAAGACGAAGAGACACGUGACGACGACGAUGACGGCGACGACGAGGGCUACUAUCACUACCAAAACCCCUACUACGCGGCGGGUGAUGCCGCACGUCGACCCAUUGGGGGAAAUGCCUCGUUGGGGCGAAACAGCCCUGCACAAAGCAGGCUAGUAACAGACGCCUCUGUCACGACUAGAGGAAUAACGGAGAGGUGUGAAAACGACAAUAGUGGGGGCGGAGGGUCACGAUCACGGGGGCUGGGCAGCGUGGCUACUGGUGGAGAGCGCCGCGAUGAGCGGCAGGCGGGAGAUGGGUUUCCGCAGGAUAGAUCUCCGCCUCGUUCCUUGGUGGCACGCAUGUACGCAGCUUGGGGGGAAGACAACCGGUGACACCUCUUUCUUUGGCCGGGAGAAGGCAGCCGUGCUGUCCAACAAUACCCGAGUUUGGUUUACGGGAUUUUCAAGAAUGCUCGUGUCGAGCACCCCCGCGAAUGGUGUGUUCUUGGUCGCAGAGGACACCAAACGAAGUGGGUAUAGUCUACGCUUCUAACUACAUUGACAUUUUCCUAGCCUGACGUGUUCAACGUGUUCGAACCCAAAUUCCCGAGGUCCUGGGUAACCAACGGCCCCGAUUGGCAGCACUUGGCGUACUCACGUAUAUCGUUCACGAGACCAGCUUCAUAAUAGGCCGCGGAUGUAACAACCAGCCCCUCCUUACUCCGGACCAGAGAUCAAAGGGUACAUUACCACAUCGGGUACUCUCGGCAUAUUUCUCGCCCGUGCCGCGGUGUGAAUCGCAGGCAAGACGCGGAAACAGGAGAAUGGGCAACUGCGUCGUCGUCGUGGGUACACAACGGCUGGCGCCUCAAUUGCACAAAUGGGCUCCCUCAACGUGGAGCGCGAACCUGAGGGGUCCCCUCUAACUCGCGCGCGCCCGCAUG